GUAUUUAAAAAAAAAAAAAAAAAAUUAAUAAAAAAUACAAAUAUAACAUCAUGCCUUUGCAGCACAUAAACAAUUGACCUGAGUUGGCAUGCAUUAUGUUGUUAGCGGCACAUCCUUAUAGUUUACCGCAUUUGUUAUAAAGUUUAAUUACUGUACUGAAAAAAAAAAUAAAACCAGCAGUUGUUUUCAUUUUUCUAAGUCGCUGCUUGUUGCAUUAUGUCGUUAGAUUAAGUUAGGCGCUAGGAGGGCAGCGCUGUGUGAGGGGUCCUGGUGGUCUUUCCCCUCUGUGUUCAGGAAGCUGCGGUUUCUAAUAUUCUGGACUCGUUCGUUCCGGAAUACAUUGUGCUUCGAUGGCGGAUGAACAAGAGCUGGAAAAGAAGGCUGUGGAAGAGCUUCUCAAGGAGGCAAAGCGUGGUAAAGUUCGAGCUGAAACCAUGGGACCUGCAGGCUGGGUGAAGUGUCCUCUGCGCAGCACCAAUAAAAGAUUUCUUCUGAAUACUCUCAGGAACACAUUUCCUUCCCGAGGACUGGGUAAAGCCAAGGGAACGGGAGGUAGAAAUGAGAGGGAUUCGUCUGGGAGCCACCAUACAAAGGACAGGUCGAGGAAACCAAGCUACCACCCUUACGAACAGGAGCCCCGCUCAGGCAGAGAGAGGGACAGGUCCCCAGUGAGGAGCAAAGAGUCCAGCAGUGAUCUCCACAGGCAGGGCUCCCCACCCAGGAGACGAGACAGUGCUGCCCUUCAAGAGAGCUCCUCUCACAGGGAGAAACACUGAACCACACAGCUCUUCAGUGAGGGGACACACCGGGACAAGGAGGCGCUUUUUUUUUUUUUUUUUUUUUAAUUUUGUUGUUAUGUUGUUUCUAAAGCUGAGGGAACACAAAGUCACUUUGUGGUUUGAAACUUGGUUUCAGGCCACUGCAUGGAACACCAGGGGAGACUCAGGGUUUGAUACGGCAAAGUUGCCUCAAACUAGGUCUCCUGGAACCAAGUUUCAAGCCACUGUUACUAAAAAAGAAACAAAUAUUCU
Polyodon spathula (Mississippi paddlefish) is the source of this 1031-nucleotide messenger RNA. Its product is annotated as protein POLR1D-like. The transcript has 3 exons. NCBI's taxonomy places the organism in Eukaryota, Metazoa, Chordata, Actinopteri, Acipenseriformes, Polyodontidae. Bases 351 to 776 code for a protein of 141 amino acids. The record is from RefSeq and is a predicted model, not a curated record.